This is a messenger RNA of Argiope bruennichi, 843 nucleotides long. RefSeq lists its product as uncharacterized. Bases 103 to 768 code for a protein of 221 amino acids. NCBI's taxonomy places the organism in Eukaryota, Metazoa, Arthropoda, Arachnida, Araneae, Araneidae. The record is from RefSeq and is a predicted model, not a curated record. The transcript is spliced from 3 exons.
AUAGACGCCUAAUGUUCUAGUUUUUGGGAACUCUACUGUUGCCAAACAUUAGCGCGUUUACAUCAGUUUUUUAAAUGCCAUAACGAGCAUGAAAAACAUGUUAUGUCCCGGGCACCAUCUAUCUUCGCCACUAUUUCUGAAAUAAUAUCAUAUCUCAAAGGGCGGAUUCUUUCUACCGGGAUAAGAGCUAAAUAUAGGAUGGACCAGAUUCCGAAUUCUUUAUUGGAAACAUCUAGCUUCAACCAAAGUGAACUGAUUAUUAGCUUCAACCAAAGUGAACUGAUUGAUAGGUCGUACCAAAGUGAACUGAUUGAUUUAUCAGAAGUUGGCCAGUACCAUAAACUUUUGGGGGAUAUUGUGAAGAAAUUCGAAUCAAAAGAUUCAAAACCAAAAUCCUGCUCCACACCAGACACGACUAGAAAAUCAACAUCGUUUUCUUCUACCAAUACUACUCCAAUUCGCAAAAUUUCUCAGACUAGCACGCAACAUAAUAGUGGAAUUUUAGAUAGAAAUGAAGCUAAUAAUCAAAGUUCUUCUGGUGUUGUAAUACAGAAUACCAACGAAGAAAUUGCAGAAUGCAUAAAUUUUGUAUGUGUAUUGAUUUUUGGACUCAUUGGAUUCGGUGUGUUCCUCGUGUUGUUGGAAUUUGUACCGAAAUCUAAUGUGACUGCUGCCUUGUCCGUUAUUGGUGCGUGCUUGCUUUUGGUGCUCAUAUUUAGUUUCAUGAGUACAUUGACAAGAAACAGGACGCCUCUGAAUAGAAGAUGAAAACUUCUGAGAGAAGAAAAAAUUUUAUGUGUUUUUAAAAGACUUUUGUAUAUAUAUUUAUUACUUUUAUGCUUG